Molecule: messenger RNA, 2834 nt
Organism: Sipha flava (yellow sugarcane aphid)
Lineage: Eukaryota; Metazoa; Arthropoda; Insecta; Hemiptera; Aphididae
Product: tyrosine-protein kinase transmembrane receptor Ror2-like
Exons: 7
Coding region: 575-2596 (673 amino acids)
Biological process (GO): protein phosphorylation; multicellular organism development; cell surface receptor protein tyrosine kinase signaling pathway
Cellular component (GO): signaling receptor complex
Molecular function (GO): transmembrane receptor protein tyrosine kinase activity; ATP binding; protein binding
Source: RefSeq, a predicted model, not a curated record
AAGCGUGAGCGUCAACGUUAGCGCUGUGAGCGCGUAAGCGUCCAAGACGAACGCAUCCAUGAUAUGCACGGUCCAUUCUUUUAUAUGUCUAUGGUCAGCAGCUCUACAAACGUUAUCAAUACGGGCCGCUUAUCAUCCAAAUGCCAAAUGAUUUGUUGUGUUUUUUAUCAAUCAAUUAUCGGUGUUGUAUGAUGUAUUACUAUUAAUUGGUGUUAACAAUUGAUGUAACAAUAAUGUUUUCAUGGUGCUGCCCGGGCCCGUUUGAUUUACAGUGCUAGAUGCAAAUCAAUCGCUUGAUAAUUGCUCCGUCUAAUUGGUUUGAUAUUUUUAAUAUAAACCCGGCGACGACGAUGUUCACCAAGUUCAACAAUAAUCAUCGUCGUUUGUUGUGUUACCGACACAAACUAUUUCCGACGAGUAUGUACUCGAUGUUUUGAAAUCUAUAGAAAUACAAGCUGUAGACGAGGAAACGUGAUCGCAUUGGAUGUGCGUUACAUCGGGACUAUUCUAAUAAUGCCGUAUUAAACCCUUUUAUAUGAUUGAUAUGCAGUUACAUUCGAAUACCAAGUAACUAAUGGAUUUCGUUAAAUGGACAUCAUUGUUAUUCGUAAUAUGGUUCAUAUUGAUCAAGCAAUCGACGCAAACUAAUUUUAUUUUAGAUAAUCAUAAAGGAUAUUGUGCUCAAUAUACUGGAAAAGUGUGUAGAAAAUAUUUGAAUGCUUCAAUUCUCAUAUGGUUUAAUAACACUUUGGAAAAUGAAGGAAGUGAACAAAAUGAAAUUAUCACUACUGGUUUAUGGGAUGAAAUGUUACCAACUUUUUCAAAAACAUGUAAACCAGCAGCUGAGAAAUUACUAUGUUUGUAUGCAUUUCCUCAUUGUAAUCAAGAUACUUACUUUCCACUUUGUUAUGAAGAUUGUAUUGCAGUACGAGAACUAUUUUGCUAUAAAGAAUGGGCUUUAAUUGAAGCUAAUAAACAGAGAGGAAUUUUUUAUAAAUCCAAAGGACACUUUUCUUUACCAUAUUGUGAAAGUCUACCACAUUAUUCACAUAGUGGUAAACCAGUAUGUUCACAUGCUAUGCUCACAGAGUUAAAACAAGAUGAAAUAACUUUUGAUUGUAUUCGUGGAAAUGGACGUUUUUAUCAAGGCUAUGUUAAUGUUACAAAGUCGGGCUUACCAUGUCAAAGAUGGGAUUCUAAAAUACCUCACGAUUUUGUGAGACCACCGAUUGUGUUUCCAGAAGUACAGAAUUCUGAAAAUUAUUGUCGAAAUGCUGGAGGUGAAGAAACUUCUCCUUGGUGUUAUACUAUGGAUCCUGAUGUAAGAUGGCAGAAAUGUAACAUACCUCCUUGUGAUAAAAAUGUGACUGAACUAGUAGAAACGAAAAUGAAUGUUAUUAACAAUGUUACUAUUGUCAAUAAUCUUUCAAUGAUUUUGAACUACAUUGAAACAUUUAUUGAUCAAACAUCAACAACACAUUUGCAUAUAUUCCUUGUAAUUGUUGGAGUUCUGAUAAUUUUAGUAUCGGUCUUAAUAUUAGUGUUAUGUAAUAAGUUAUUAUCAAAUAAAACUUCAUACAGAUCAGCUCAAACUCGGGAAGUUGACAUUGAUCUUGAUAAAUUGCCAAGUAAUUCUGCAUAUCACCAGUAUGGAAUGUGUUCCAACCCAAAAUUAGAAAAACUUGAAUUUCCCAGAAAUAAUAUCAUAUAUGUUAAAGACUUAGGACAAGGAGCUUUUGGGCGCGUAUUUCAGGCCAAAGCACCUGGUUUGUUGAAAGAUGAAGAAUUUACAUUGGUUGCAGUAAAAAUGUUGAAGGAUGAAGCAUCAAAUGAUCUCCAAGUUGAUUUUGAACGAGAGGCUUGUUUAUUAUCAGAGUUUGAUCAUCCUAAUAUUGUUAAACUAUUAGGAGUUUGUGCUUUAGGUAAACCUAUGUGUUUACUAUUUGAAUACAUGGGUCGUGGUGAUUUAAAUGAAUUUCUUCGUUCAUGUGCACCUAGUAAUUACAUUGUACAUUCGACUGAAGCAAGAGGUGAAGUGUUUCGAGAUUUAAACUUAACAAACUUGGAUAUGUUGAAAAUAGCUCAACAAAUUGCUUCUGGAAUGGUUUACUUAUCCGACAGAAAGUUUGUACAUAGAGAUUUAGCAACUAGAAAUUGUUUAAUUGAUGAUACUAUGACUGUAAAAAUCGCUGAUUUUGGUCUUUCUCAAAAAAUGUAUUUACAAGAUUAUUAUAAAGGAGAUGAACAUGAUGCCAUACCAGUUCGAUGGAUGCCGUUAGAAAGUAUUCUUUAUAAUAAGUAUACAGUUGAAUCAGAUGUUUGGGCAUUUGGUGUAUGUCUUUGGGAAAUAUUUUCUUUUGCUCUUCAACCAUAUUAUGGUAUGACACAUGAAGAAGUCGUUAAAUUUAUAAAAGAUGGAAAUGUUAUGAAUUGUCCUGAAAAUACUCCAAAAUUAGCAUAUGACUUAAUGAAACAAUGUUGGAGUCGAAAGCCUGAUUCACGUCCAACUUUCCGUUUAAUAUAUCAGACUUUAGAAAAUGUUCGACAAGGAGUUAUUUGCCAAAUCAAUGGUUUACCUUCACAUGCCCAUUUGUAAAUUCAGUAAAAUGUAAAAAAAAAACAACUUAGUAAUGAUAAAAAACAUCUUUCAAUAUAAGUACUUAAAUAUGUCCACACAUAUCUUUAAGCAAUGAAUACUCAGCUUCCUCAAUGACAAUAAUUUAUUUCAUUGAUUUAACUAUUUUGUUUAAAGACUGUUUUACAAAGUGCAGUAAUAAUUUCUAAGUGAAUUUUUACUGCACAGUUAAUCUUAUUUUAUCAUUUGUAGCAUUUGU